AUGAAGGUCCCUACGGCUGCCCUUGCUGUCCUUCUCUGCACCAUGGCUCUCUGGAGUGAAGUCUUCUCAGCACCAUAUGGUGCUGACACCCCAAUCUUCUGCUGCUUCUCCUAUGGCCGGCAGAUUCCCCGCAAAUUUGUUGCUGACUAUUUUGAGACCAGCAGCCAUUGCUCUGAGCCAGGUGUCAUUUUCCUAACCAAGAGAAACCGGCAGAUCUGCGCUGACCCCAAAGAAACCUGGGUCCAAGAAUAUGUCACUGACCUGGAGCUGAAUGCCUGA
Onychomys torridus (southern grasshopper mouse) is the source of this 279-nucleotide messenger RNA. RefSeq names its product C-C motif chemokine 3. Gene Ontology annotation, cellular component: extracellular region. The coding region runs from base 1 to 279 and encodes 92 amino acids. Gene Ontology annotation, biological process: positive regulation of GTPase activity; chemokine-mediated signaling pathway; inflammatory response. Gene Ontology annotation, molecular function: chemokine activity; CCR chemokine receptor binding. Lineage: Eukaryota; Metazoa; Chordata; Mammalia; Rodentia; Cricetidae. The record is from RefSeq and is a predicted model, not a curated record. The transcript is spliced from 3 exons.